AUGGGCGAGAAAGGGAAUUCCGGUACAGACUUACAGGGGAAUUCCAGUACAGAGUUACAGGGAAAUUCCAGUACAGAGUUACAGGAGAAUUCCAGUACAGACUUACAGGGGAAUUCCAGUACAGACUUACAGGGGAAUUCCAGUACAGAGUUACAGGGGAAUUCCAGUACAGACUUACAGGGGAAUUCCAGUACAGACUUACAGGGGAAUUCCAGUACAGAGUUACAGGGGAAUUCCAGUACAGACUUACAGGGGAAUUCCAGUACAGACUCACAGGGGAAUUCCAGUACAGACUUACAGGGGAAUUCCAGUACAGACUUACAGGGGAAUUCCAGUUCAGAGUUACAGGGGAAUUCCAGUACAGACUUACAGGGGAAUUCCAGUACAGACUUACAGGGGAAUUCCAGUACAGAGUUACAGGGGAAUUCCAGUACAGACUUACAGGGGAAUUCCAGUACAGACUCACAGGGGAAGUCCAGUACAGACUUACAGGGGAAUUCCGGUACAGACUUACAGGGGAAUUCCGGUACAGACUUGCAGGGGAAUUCCGGUACAGACUUACAGGGGGAUGCCAGUACAGACUUACAGGGGAAUUCCAGUACAGAGUUACAGGGGAAUUCCAGUACAGACUUACAGGAGAAUUCCAGUACAGACUCACAGGGGAAUUCCAGUACAGACUUACAAGGGAAUUCCAGUACAGACUUACAGGGGAAUUCCGGUACAGACUUACAGGGGAAUUCCGGUACAGACUUGCAGGGGAAUUCCGGUACAGACUUACAGGGGGAUGCCAGUACAGACUUACAGGGGGAUGCCAGUACAGACUUACAGGGGGAUGCCAGUACAGACUUACAGGGGAAUUCCAGUACAGACUUACAGGGGAAUUCCAGUACAGACUUACAGGGGAAUUCUAGUACCAACUUACAGGGGGAUGCCAGUACAGACUUACAGGGGAAUUCCAGUACAGACUUACAGGGGAAUUCCAGUACAGAGUUACAGGGGGAUUCCAGUACAAAUGACAUUACAAUCUUACCGGGGAAUUUCACUACAGUAGGGAAAUCCAGUAAAAGUUAUUAG
Pecten maximus is the source of this 1074-nucleotide messenger RNA. RefSeq names its product dentin sialophosphoprotein-like. Bases 1 to 1074 code for a protein of 357 amino acids. The record is from RefSeq and is a predicted model, not a curated record. The transcript has 2 exons. Lineage: Eukaryota; Metazoa; Mollusca; Bivalvia; Pectinida; Pectinidae.